AAAGGCGAGUGUACGAACACAGCAUUAAUGCUGUUUAUUUAUAUUACAAAUGAAGUAUUUUAAAAAUUGAACAUGGCCACGAUAAGCGACACCUUUCGUAGCAACUGGCUAAUCGCUACCUUUGGCCUGGGCUUGUUCAUCGCCGGCUCCAGUGUUCUCUACUGGAACGAAGGGCGAGCGGUGCACACGAUGUUGGCUCUGGAUGAGGCUUACGCAGACAUCUACUCGAUGCAGUUCACCGAGGAGGAGCAAGAUAUGAAUUUUGAAAAUCGGAUUGUACAUCUAUCGGGGCCCAUCAUAUGUGGAGAGCCGCUCACCGAGCCCGACUACAAUAUACAGCUGAUGGCAGUGAAACUAAGGCGUCGCGUACAGAUGUACCAAUGGGUGGAAGAAACAGUGGAGCACAAUUUCGGCGAGAGCGUGGGCACAGAGGCGGACUCACGAAGCUAUUACUAUACACGCGAAUGGCGGGACAAGAUCGUGGACUCGCGACAGUUUUACAAUCCACAUGGCCAUACGAAUCCACAACGUUUCCCCAUCGAGAGUGCCGUCCAGGUGGCCGAUGCGGUUUACAUAGGCAAAUAUGAGCUGGGGUCGGCUGUGAAGAACAAGUUCAACAACUACCACGAAUUGACCUCGGACAUAAGGCCGGAUGACAGCGGAAUCAAGCUGCAUCUGGGUCUCUACUAUCACACCAGCGAUGUGUUCAAUCCGGAAGUAGGAGAUCUGCGUCUGCUCUUCACCUAUGCGGGACUGGAGGGCGAACUGUACAGCAUCGUGGGUCGCCUGCAGGGCAACAAAGUGGAGCCGUAUGUCACCAGUCGUGGAGUGUCCGUGCUGCUCGUCUAUCCGGGCGAAAUAAGCGCACUGGAGGUAUUCCGAUUGGAGUAUAGGACUCAGGUGCUGCACACCUGGUGGUGGCGCUUCAUAGGCUGGCUCCUGAUCUUCUUUGGCGUUACCUGCAACACGAAACUGCUGAGGGUUGUAUUGCUCCGUGUGCCUUUGUUAAUUGGCCUGGCGCCCGAUUCGCAUUAUCCGGUAACUGGGAACUUCUUGAUCGCCUUCUCGCUGUCGCUGACCAUUGCUGCGGUGGCCUGGAUACUGCAUCGACCUGUGAUUGGCGCGUGCCUGUUCCUAGCGGGCGCCUCGCCCUACGUCUGGCUCACACGCAAUUUCGUGGACUAUCAGCGAGUAGAUUAGUCCGUUAUGUUCUCGUAC
Drosophila arizonae is the source of this 1218-nucleotide messenger RNA. It is a transcript of the gene Tmem43, whose product is annotated as Transmembrane protein 43. Lineage: Eukaryota; Metazoa; Arthropoda; Insecta; Diptera; Drosophilidae. Gene Ontology annotation, biological process: lipid metabolic process; nuclear membrane organization. The record is from RefSeq and is a predicted model, not a curated record. Gene Ontology annotation, cellular component: nuclear inner membrane.